Messenger RNA from Syngnathoides biaculeatus (alligator pipefish), 1411 nucleotides. It is a transcript of the gene bsx, whose product is annotated as brain-specific homeobox. Lineage: Eukaryota; Metazoa; Chordata; Actinopteri; Syngnathiformes; Syngnathidae. The record is from RefSeq and is a predicted model, not a curated record. Gene Ontology annotation, biological process: regulation of DNA-templated transcription. The coding region runs from base 1 to 678 and encodes 225 amino acids. Gene Ontology annotation, molecular function: DNA-binding transcription factor activity, RNA polymerase II-specific; DNA binding. The transcript has 3 exons.
AUGAGCAUGAAUUACUCAACAGCGGGUGUCACGCAGAGGUCGACGUCGUUUUUUAUAGAAGACAUCUUACUGCACAAACCUAAGCCGCUGAGAGAAGUUAUUCAAUCGCCUUUCUGUAGCUCCGUGGCCUCAAGGAUGCCCAUCCUGGAGUAUGGAUACCCGCUGAUGCCAACGCCAGUUUUGGCCCCACAUCCACACCAUCCGCUCCACAAACCCGAACAUCACCAGUACUUCUUUACAUCUGGGAUGCAGAUGCCGGCCUUGUUCCAGCACCACGCGGACUUGCCCGGGAAGCACUGCAGACGCAGGAAGGCCAGGACGGUUUUCUCCGACUCGCAACUCUCCGGUCUGGAGAAGAGGUUUGAAAUCCAGCGCUACUUGUCCACGCCGGAGAGAGUGGAGCUCGCCACCGCGCUCAGCCUCUCCGAAACGCAGGUGAAAACGUGGUUUCAGAACCGCCGGAUGAAGCACAAAAAGCAACUAAGGAAAGCCCAGGAUGAGCACAAGACUGCUGGCCACUUGGAGAGAUCCGUGGACAACACGGGCGACCACCAAGUGACCGAGAAGAGGGGCGAGGACCUGAAAGGUCCGCUGGAGCGAGACACGUAUUUGCUCGAAGAAAACGACGACGAUGUGGAUAUCGAGGAUGAUAUUUGCUCCCCGGAUCAUCUCCUAUAGUAGGCUGCGUGGCUGUUUUACAUGCAGCCACUUGCGCGUCGGAGAAGUUUGUAAAAAAAAAAAAAAAUAAUAAAAAAUAACGGGUACUUGAUAUGGUACUCAUUAAAAAUAUUUACUCGUUGACAAAUGAAGCGGUUGAAAAUUUUAACUAUUUCUUUCCAUCUCUGUAAAUCAGUUCUAAAUAUAUGUUUUGAUGGAAUCUAACACAAUACUUGUAAAUAAUGAAAUUACGUGAUACACGUUUAUUUUGUUUUUAAUAUUGGCCCGGCGGGGUCCCACAUACGCACACACAGCCAAUUCAAUCUGUUCCGGAAUAGUUUAAUUUAAGAUAUGUUUUGUUAAGCUUUUUCUGAGUUUUUUUCCCCCGAUUUUGUCCUUAAACAAUUGUCAUAGAAACUACUGUGCAUAUAUUUCUAUGUAAAAUCAUGACAUCAGAAAUCCAUGUUGUGCUCCAUUAAUUCGAGCCUAUGUGUUGUUCUUUAAACUGAAAAUAUUCUUUUCGUCGGACUUCGAUUGCACAUGAUUAGAAUGUGUUCACAGUAAACUGACGCUAUUUCCCCCUUUUCCUCGAAAAUUACAAAGUCAUGUUAGUUCAGCACUUUUCAUCCAUCCAUGUGCAAGUUUGCAACUGAAAUACUUAUCCGAAUUAAAUUUUAAAAAACUCAUUGCUUUUUGUUUAUAGUUUCGACUUGACAUUACAUAACUCGCAAUUUUCACGGUUUUAUCUUCUUGG